Messenger RNA from Aphidius gifuensis, 2272 nucleotides. Its product is annotated as choline transporter-like 2. Gene Ontology annotation, biological process: transmembrane transport. NCBI's taxonomy places the organism in Eukaryota, Metazoa, Arthropoda, Insecta, Hymenoptera, Braconidae. Gene Ontology annotation, molecular function: transmembrane transporter activity. The record is from RefSeq and is a predicted model, not a curated record. The coding region runs from base 152 to 1855 and encodes 567 amino acids. The transcript is spliced from 5 exons. Gene Ontology annotation, cellular component: membrane.
AUUAACAGUAAUUCAAUCAAAUGACUCAUCGUUUUAUCAAGACAUGGUCGUUCGUGAAAACAAAGCCACUCGAAUGAUUCAAUUGCGUUUCGAUAACGAUAAUACUACGUUCAUGUGCUCACAUAAAAUAGAUUGAAAUGAAUCUAAAAUCAUGAAAUAUACUGAUUUAUCAUGGCUUAUAAUUUUCAUACUGUAUAUGGGAUGUUGGAUGACUGUUGGAAUUUACACAAUUUUAACAUCGGACAUUAGAUCGAUGCUUGCACCAAUUGACAGUCAAGGAAAAAAAUGUGGCAUAGAUGAAGAAACGCUAGACAAACCAUAUCUUGUAUUUUUUGAUGUGACAAAGUGCAAUGAAAAUUUUUGUAAUACCACAAAAAUUUGUCGUAAAAAAUGCCCAACAGAAAAUUGGGUUUUUGAAGAAAAUCAAUCACUUGAUAAUAUUCGUAAAAAUAUCAUGUGCAUAGAGGAUGUGUCUGAUAAAAGUUUAAUUGAAAUAAAAAAAUUAAUUGAGUUAAAUCAAUGUGCAUCAUGGCAUGUAAAUAGUGCACCAAUUGUUGGUAGAUGUUAUCCAAAAACCACAUUCAAUGAUAUUUUAACAAGUGAUGAUUUAAAUAAAGUUCAAACUUUUUUUAUUGAUCAUUUCACCGUGAGAGAACGAAUUAUAGAUAAAACAAUUUCCACAAAACAAAGUAUAUUAAUUUGGAUUGCUGGUAGUGCUAUGAUGAGUUUUAUUUUUAUACUUUUAUUAAGAUGGUUUGCAUUACCUUGCAUAAUAAUUAGUAUAACUUCAAUUAUUGGAGUGUCUUUAUAUUUGAGUAUUAUUUUUACCAAAAAUUACUUCAAGGCGAACUCAAUAUACUGGAUUAUUAAUGCAUUUUUGUUGGCUAUUUUUAUUGUGUAUAUUUCAGUUAAAUGCCGAUAUUCAUAUCAACGAAUAUAUUUGGUAUCUAAAAUUCUUCAGGAGGUCAGCAAAGCUAAUAUGACAGCUGCUCCAAUUUUACUUUUUCCAUUUUUAAUAUUUUCGAUUCAAUUUACUAUCACAGCUUAUACAAUGGAAGUCGGAAUGGGCUUGGGUUUUAUUGGUACAAUAUUGAUCGUAUUUUUUUAUGUCAUUCAUAUUUUUGGUGACAUUUGGAUUCGUGGUUUUAUUGCUGGUAUCCAAGAAAUGACACUUGCAACAAUAUUUUCGAAAUGGUUUUGGACAGUUGGAAAAAGUGAUUUGUCAAUAUUUAAUAUUUCUAGUAGCAUCAUAAAAACAGUGAGAUAUCACCUGGGAACAGCAGCAUUAGGAUCAAUACUUCAAAUAAUAAUUGGACUAUUUAAAUUAAUAAUUCAAAUCCUUGAACUGUUAUCUAAAACUUUUGAAUUUUUUUUCAAGCAUCCAAUUUUUAAUGAACAACAUAGACAGUAUUUUAAGAAGUGUGUUAAUUUUGUAAAUCAUAAUGGAUACAUAUUUUGUGCGAUUCAUGAACAAGCUUUGUGGAAAUCAGCAGACAAUGUAUACAGUCUUGUUCAGAGAAAUAAUUCUCGAGUUAUAAUAUUGAAUGGAGUUGUUAAAAUGGUAUUACUAGCUGGAAGAUUUUUCAUUGUUUGUACUGUAACAUUACUAGCAUAUUGGAAUUUUACUAGUACAAAUGAUGACGAUUAUUAUUGGGUUCCUGUAUUACUUGUGUCUGUUGGAUCAUUGUCGACAAGUGAAAUUUUUUUAAAUGUUUAUAUUACAGCAAUUGAUACAAUGUUUAUUUGUUUUUUAGAAAAUUUAGAAAAAGAUGAUAAAUCAGAAAACGAUAAUUUGUAUAUGAAUUCAAAAAUUACUCAAUUAUUUAGUCAAAAAUUAGACUCUUCUGUUCAAUAAAUGAAUGUUUUUCUUUUACAUUAUUAUGUUUUUUUUAAUGUAGUUAUUUUUUAUUGUUGUAAUGUUCAUUGGAGCAUGAAAAAUAACAACAAGAUUUACUAUAAUAACGGAAAUAUCAACUGAAACUUGGAGUUAAAGUUGAAUUUUCAAUUUCCAUCGUCUUAGCAUUCAUCGAGUGUAAGUUGGCUCGAUUUACAAAGCAUAGAAUACAUAUAAUAGACAUUGGUUUGUAGGAAGUAACAUCAAGGAUCAAACCGGUAACGGAACCGUCUAUAAUUCAAACAUGAUUCGAUUUACCACUGACAUAAAUGUCAGCUAAAGUUGUCCUGCUCAAUGGCUAAGUAGGUUAUAGUGUCAUCGAUUUGAUGUGUAUAUAUAUUAAUGGGUUUUAAAAUAAAAAAAAAAAUAAUAUACACU